AUGAAAACACGGGGGAUUCUGUUCUGUCUACUGCCUCUUGUUUUACUAUUUACCUUGCUCUGUGGAUAUUUAUGGUCAUGUAAUUUUCUUUCGAAAACAGGCCUUUCGAAGAAGAUAUUCGUUCUGACAGCCACUUAUCCUCGGUCCGUCCAACGAGCUGAACUUACUCGUCUGUGCAAUACACUGAAGCAUGUACCCAACAUUCACUGGAUAGUUUGUGAAGACAUCUCUGUUGCAUCAACCUCUACCAAGAAUCUUCUCACUCGAUGUGGCAUUCCUUUCACUUACUUGAACAUCGAAACACCUCCAUCUGAACAACCGAGACUAAAUGAACCCUACUGGUUCCGUCCGAAAGGUAUCGCCCAGCGUAACCUUGGCUUGCAAUGGCUCCGCGAAACUUUGGUUCCCGGUCAAAACUCCGGAGUGUUAUACAUAGCGGAUGAUGAUAAUACAUACAGUUUGGAGUUGUUUGAUGAUAUCAGGUCCACCAAACGCGCUUCCACAUGGCCUGUGGGUUUCGCUGGCGAAUUACCUUGGGAGGGUUGUGUGACAUCUCCGACUAAUCGGACACGCAUUGUGGACAUGUGGGUGGCACAUAACCCGCAUCGACCUUUCCCUAUCGAUAUGGCCGGAUUCGCAGUCAAUGUGGACUUAAUCCUUACCAAUCCAUCGGCGCGCUUAGAAUACAAUCGGCCAGUUGGGAUGCAAGAGUCUUUGUUCCUCACCAGCCUCGGCCUAAAACAUUGGGAUGAGAUGGAACCAAAGGCUGACGGUUGCCAAAGGAUCCUUGUCUGGCACACUCGUACCAGCGACCCGGUACUGGCCGAGUGGAGGCGGCUUCAGUCUCAGGGUGUCAUUGCUCCACCAAUCGACGACACCGCUUGAAUCCGAUCCCUACAUCUCAUUGCAAGCGUCAAAUUUGCUCCCUCCAUACGCCACAUCUUCUUGUUACUCUGCGAUAUCCUUAUCCCAAGCACAUAUAGAUUAUGUGGUGUUGCCGCUGCAGCCAAUUGGACCCUACUGAAUCAUCCUGAUACCGUCGCCCUGUUCUUUUAUUCCUGGUACGCACAAAUUGCUCUUUGUGGCAACGUAUUCAUGAGUCUUGUCCGAAUAUGAUGACCUGCACGGCUCGUUUCAUGGAUC
Messenger RNA from Dicrocoelium dendriticum, 1143 nucleotides. The record is from the annotation of a GenBank genome assembly. NCBI's taxonomy places the organism in Eukaryota, Metazoa, Platyhelminthes, Trematoda, Plagiorchiida, Dicrocoeliidae.